AUGGCUACCGACCCUACCGAUCCUCCUGCUCUCCGCUUCCUCGACGCUCUCCUCCCUGCGACAUUCCUCCUCUCCACGUUCGGCUCCCUCAUAACCUUCACGUCCACGGUCGGCAUCUUCGGCUCCGCGCACCGCUACUUUUCGGAAAUCCAGACCUUCAUCGCGCUGGCCUGGUUGUUCUUCACCCUGUCCCUCGCUCUGGCGACGCUCGUCUCCGUCGGAUUGGUCUUUCACCGUCGCCAUGUCCGUGAUGCUUUCGCGCGCGGGUACAAGCAUUGGAGAGGCGGGGCCGGGACCCGCACGGCUGGAGAGAGAAGUGUGGUGUUUGGCAUUGUCGUGCUGGGCCUGGGAGGCAUGUGGUUGAUGUUGCUGCAGUGUCUUGCUUUCGUGUUUUUGAGCUUGAGUGUCGCGGCGUACUGUUUGGCCGUCGGGUGGAUUGGUUUCGUGGUCAGCGCGGCCAUGAUGGUCAUCACGGUGGUGGUUUGGGUGUUGAUGGGGCAGAGGGAGUGA
This is a messenger RNA of Cladophialophora carrionii CBS 160.54, 510 nucleotides long. RefSeq lists its product as uncharacterized. The transcript is spliced from 2 exons. Bases 1 to 510 code for a protein of 169 amino acids. The record is from RefSeq and is a predicted model, not a curated record. Lineage: Eukaryota; Fungi; Ascomycota; Eurotiomycetes; Chaetothyriales; Herpotrichiellaceae.